Messenger RNA from Seminavis robusta, 1023 nucleotides. NCBI's taxonomy places the organism in Eukaryota, Bacillariophyta, Bacillariophyceae, Naviculales, Naviculaceae. The record is from the annotation of a GenBank genome assembly.
AUGGCAAGCAAUGUUAGCGGUUUGGCGGCUGCCAUUCGAGGAGCCACAGAGAGUGAAACGUUUGAUCUCGCAGGUCAAAAUGUUGCCACCAUCUCGACCAACAUUCGGAAUGCCUUUAGUGAGCCAUUUCCGUUGGACAAAAUGAUUCGCAUCACCUUUGUGACGGGAGGGGGCAAGCUUGCACGGGGCAAAUAUGACGCUGACGCAGCCAAAGCUGUCACAUCCACACUGAGAGAGCUGGGAUUUGACGAUGACAAGGGAGCCAGUGCUGUCUUGGAGUGUGCCAAGCUCUUCAAGCUGCAACAUGACACAGGCAAGAAUUUGAAAACGGUCGUCGUCUUUCCGGCUGUGGUUGGACCAUCGGCGGCGUCGAGUGGAGCAGAAGAGGGGAUGCAAAACCUGUCUGUGAACGGAGGCGGUGGCUCGUUGCUGCCAGAAUCGAGUCCGGAGGGUAGCAUCGCCUUCUCAUCCAUGACAGUCUUUGAGAGAAUGGUGGCCAGCAAAUGCCAAACAUGGACGCAAAAAAAAGGAUGCAACCUGGCGAUGGGUUCCAUCAAAACGACACUGGAAGAGGUCGAGGGAAAGCUCAUGACGGGGACCACACUGACAGAUCCAGAACAAUCCUUUUAUGACAGUGUUUCCAUGUCGGCAUUGGAAGAAAAACAGGCAUUCGUCAAAGCACAAAUGGCGAAACAAGUAGAAGACGGAAAACUCACUGCACCCGAACGCAAUCAACUGUUGGAACAAGUAGCAGAGCGAUUGGCCAAUCUCAACAAAGAAAAGGAAGAGGCAGAAGCAGCUGGCAAAGCCAAGCGAGGGCAACAAUUAUCCAACAUGAUUGCAAAAGCAGAAGAACGAAAAUCCAAACUUGAAAAGAUUGUGGCCAAAUCGCCUCCACCUCUCAAACACGAAGCAGAAAUUGGCAAACUGCGAAAAGAGCUAGAGCCACUCUUGGACGUGCAUCCAAGGGCCGCCUGCUGUCCGUCAAAGAAACUCAAGCGCUGGGACGGAAAGAGGAAAUAG